Striga hermonthica is the source of this 981-nucleotide messenger RNA. The record is from the annotation of a GenBank genome assembly. NCBI's taxonomy places the organism in Eukaryota, Viridiplantae, Streptophyta, Magnoliopsida, Lamiales, Orobanchaceae.
AUGCCGACUACUCUCCAUCUCCUCGCCUUCUCAAUAUUCCUCUUGCAUCUCACCAUCACCUUUUCCUGGGCAACCUUCUCCUUUGCCCAAACCCAAUUAAACAUGUGGUCCCAAAAUGUGCACAACAAUAUGCCACCAUCCAUCUCCACAAAACUCUCACCACUCACCCGGCACGACUUGGACUACUACACUACGGCCAUGAUAUCACGAAACACGUUCAAAGCCGACCCCAAAUUCUGCAUGCUAGCGGGACUAGCGUGCUCCACGGGUGGGGUCCACGUGAUAAACGUCGAUUCAGAAGUGUAUAAAACCUACGGAAACCCGAAGGUACCCAAUGAGAAAGUCGACCCGUCCUUGUUCUUCAGACAUUCGGCCCUUAAGGAGCGAAACUCCAUCCGCCUCUCCAAUCUCAAGGAGUCCCUACCCCACCGUGCAUUUCUCCCCGCUCCAAUCGCGUCCAGGAUUUCCCUGACCACCACAGAUGGCGUGACGAGAAUAUUCCCGGACUCGGCCACAUACGCAAUCGAGACCACAAUCGCCUACUGCAACGCAAAGAACGUGAAGGGAGAGUUCAAAACGUGCCCGAGGUCACUGGAGGAGAUGAUCGGCUUCUCGAAAACCGCACUGCACACGGAAAAGCUUCUCAUUCUAACUUCCGAGAGCACGAGAGGGUCGGGAGAGAAACUCAUGAUCAAGAAUAUUAAGACGUUCAAUGCGGAAAAUAUUGUGGCUUGCCACGAGAUGUUCCUUCCUUUUGCAGCCUACUUCUGCCACUCCCUGCCCUCGACUCGGGUUUACUCUGCGGACCUUGUCGAUGGAAAGACAGGCGCUCGGGUCAACACUGUAGUGGGAGUGUGCCACAUGGACACAUCGGGUUGGCCCGCGGAUCACGUGGCGUUUCGGGUUCUCAAGUUUGGGCCGGGGCAGGGGGAGGCUUGCCAUUGGUUGAAUGAGAUUGAUCUUGUGUGGGUUGCCGCAUAA